AAAACACAAAAUAGAUUUAAAAACCGAAAGAAAAGAGCAGUCCACAAAUCAGGAGGUGUGAGUGAUCUGGAUUAGGGUUUAGGCAGUUUGGACAAUUGCAACUUCUAGCCAUUACCGAUCAUGACUCCACCUCCAGGCCCUUAUUCUGGCGCUAGCACUCUCGCCCUGGUGGCGCGUGCUUCUGCUUUCACUUUUGGUGUUGUUUAUGGAGGCAUCAAGCUUAAGGUUCUCAAGGCAAAGGCAAAGACAAAGGCAAACGCACAUAAGAAGGCAGAAGCUAAGGAUCAUCAUUGAUGGGCCCUGGUAGUUACAUUUUGCACGACUGGCAGUGAGAUACGCACAGAGAGAGAGAGAGGAGACAGACAGCUUCACUUAUGUUUCUUUUAUAAGAUGAAGAUAUUUUUUUCUUUUAUAAUGAUCUUUUGGGUAUUUGUUGGCUCUCUGGCCCUGUACGAUGUCCUUUUAUGAAUGGCAGAUGGAUAGUUUGUUGCGGCUAA
Quercus robur (English oak) is the source of this 497-nucleotide messenger RNA. RefSeq lists its product as uncharacterized. NCBI's taxonomy places the organism in Eukaryota, Viridiplantae, Streptophyta, Magnoliopsida, Fagales, Fagaceae. The record is from RefSeq and is a predicted model, not a curated record. Bases 121 to 294 code for a protein of 57 amino acids. The transcript has 3 exons.